Messenger RNA from Xiphophorus couchianus (Monterrey platyfish), 1961 nucleotides. RefSeq names its product C-C chemokine receptor type 1-like. Gene Ontology annotation, cellular component: external side of plasma membrane; membrane. The transcript is spliced from 2 exons. Gene Ontology annotation, molecular function: C-C chemokine receptor activity; C-C chemokine binding. NCBI's taxonomy places the organism in Eukaryota, Metazoa, Chordata, Actinopteri, Cyprinodontiformes, Poeciliidae. Gene Ontology annotation, biological process: positive regulation of cytosolic calcium ion concentration; G protein-coupled receptor signaling pathway; cell chemotaxis. The record is from RefSeq and is a predicted model, not a curated record. Bases 1 to 714 code for a protein of 237 amino acids.
AUGUGGCCGUCGCAGACUGUUGGCUGUUAUGUUGCCCUUGGUACUAAGAGAAACCAACGUUACGCAGUCAUUUCCUGUGUAGUGUUGUGGCUGAUCAGCAGUUUGGCUUGCAUCAGACCGAUGCUCCUCCAUGGCACCUUUAAGCAGUUUGGCGCUGAGCACUGUGAGGAAUUUGCUCAUAUUCAGGAUAUUAAUGUAAAGACGCUCAAAAAAUCUGGGUUUUAUAUUCAGCUUUUUGUUUCUUUGAUCCUCCCUCUGGCUGUUAUCAUAUUUUGUUUUGCUAUAAUUGUGAUCACUGUCAAAUUAUCCAAAGUUUCUUCUAAAUUCAAAGUAGUCAGGCUGGUGUUUGUCAUUGUACUGCUCUUCUUUAGCUGCUAUAUACCUCUUAACAUUGUAGAUCUCCUGCAAUAUGAGUUCACAAGCUGUGAGGCUCCACAGAAACUCUGCGACUCUCUUGAAAUCACCCGUAGCAUGGCAUACUUUUACAUCAAUCCCGUCUUUUACACACUUGUGGGGAGAAAACUCCAGGAGUACUUAAGACAGCUGCUAGUGAAACAUUUCUCAGGUUUAAGCUUAUUUUUGUCCAUAAAGACAACCAAGGAGCAAGAACCAAACUUAGUGAUUGGAAGGGUAGUGUGGUUUUCUCAAAGACUCCUGAAAAUGCUCUGUGACGCUCUUGUAUAUUUCAAUAGCAAAAUCAUACAGGGUAACUAGCAGAAGUAUUCAAGAGCCUAGAUCUUUUUUCAUGUCUCAACCACAAUCUACAGACCUGUUUAUUGGGAGAUCAAGGGUGUACCACUGCUAUGAGGUGCUUUUCAGAACUACUUGUUUUGCUGCAUUCUUUUUAAAUGUGACUGAGACAUUUCAUGCCCCGUCCCCCUCCAGGUUGCUGAGCGGUCCAAACAAACCCUGGACACAAUUAAGAAGUUUGCUAAUGGGACCCUCAAGAAAGACAUUGAAUGGAUUUGGAUCAUGUGUUGUCCAAAACAAAAAUUGCAAAAAUAAAGUCAAAUAAUUCUAUCCAAAUCAUCCAUACCCUCAAGAAGUUAGCUACAACUAGUACAGAGUGCUAGCAGAAGCAGAAGGCCCCAAUGCUUCUAUCAAACCAAUGGCCAGGACGCCAUUUUCAUGUCUGAAAUAAGCUCUAUUAUCAUUUUAGUGUUAUUAGCAGCUUACCGUUUUGCUGAGUCCCUUGUUUCUGUGGAGAGAAGGAACGACGCCUCAGUGAAAGUCUUUCUGAAAAUCCCUCUUGAUAAUGGUGGAGGUUGCUGAAGCUCUCCUCCUUAAGUGCUUCAUGCAAACAAGUGGGACUUUUCCCACUGAUCUGAGUACAUUUAUGACAGAAAUAAAAUUAGACCAAACACUUCGAUGCUGGGGGAUGAUGUAAGGGAUUCUGUGUGUUAAUAUACGGUAGAACCAAACAUUUUGACUUGUUUCCUUGCAACUUCCUGUUUCCAUCUUACUGACAAUAACUCGAGUGUUUAAUCGAGAAACAAAAUGCAAAAUAGCGCCCUACAAGACAGUUUGCUUGAUCGCAAAUGAGAUGCUGCCUUUUAAUCUAGUUAAAAGCCAGCAUUUCAAAAAUGCUGCAAACAUCUGACACCCAGUACAUAACAGGAACAAGACUCAACAAAAAUUAACACAAAAUUACAAGGUAAUUAGAAUCAAAUAAAGCUACAAAAUAAACUGAGAUCCUAAAAAAGUUAAUAAUGUUACAUUUCAAGUUUACAUGCAACAGCAUAAAGAGAAUACUGAUUUCAUAUUAAUGGAUUCCGUUUUUACAGGCAACUUAAUGUACAAUAUAUUAUUAUUACCUGUUUCUUUCAUUGUAAUUAAUGCCUUUAUAACGAAGCUUACGAUGUUAUGAAGAGGAGGGAACAGAAAUAUGUUUAUUUUGGUUUUAUGGUUAUUUUUUGAUCUGAUGAAUACUUGCAUAGUAAUAUGACAACAUGUGUCAUAAC